AAGACCCCUCCAAACCUGGAGCGUUUCCACAGAUUUUUGGCCACAGGAAUCCAAAAUUUCUUCCGCCGGAGGCGUUUUGGGGCAACUUUCUGUCGAAAAGAAGGAAGAUACGAGCACUGCGUUCGUUGUUACCUUUCCUGCUGUGCUACGCUGCUCCUGUUUUAUUUGUACUGCUGUGCCUGUCGCCAUGCACGCACGACCGCUGCUCACAUGGACUGGGCGUGGCAGCAGCUGCAGCAGGUCAGGCAUCCCGCAUCCGCAUGUGGUGCUGGACCGCCGGCUGCUGGAGCUGUGCCCGCGGUCAGUAGCGCUUCUUUGGUGGACGCCUGGUGGACGACGCCUGGUGGACGCCUGGGUCUAUGAAAGGUGCCCCAGCGACGCGGAGGCCUUCCUGUGCGAUUUCGUGCGGCUGAAGGUCAUCAUGGACGAGGUGCGUGGGCUGGGCUGCAACGUGCUGGGCCAUUCAAAGCCGUGGAAUCGGGCGGCUGGUGCCAUCUUGGAUGCGGACGUCAUCCAGGCGUUACCCGGCGCGCUGGGCCAGCCCCUCUAUGGCGUCAACGAGGCCAUGGCUGGUGGGGGCGCUGCAGCUGGUAUCGGGCCCCACCUUAUUGGAAGCCGCAGCCGCUGAGUUUGCGGCGGAGCUGCCAGGCCGCGUAGCUGGCGGCGGCGGCCUGAGCAGCGGCAGAGACGGAACCAGCGGCGGCGGCGGCCUGAGCAGCGGCACAGGCGGCUGUAGCAGCACCAGCCGGGGCGGUGCUGGGCGUGGCGGCAGUCGCGGCGGCGGAGGGCAGGGGCGUGGCACAGGGGCAGUGCCUGACCAGUACAUGUCUCCGCCCUCGGGACCAGCAGCGGCGGCAGGGUGUGGUCAGCGCCCGACACUGGUGUACACUGCCGCCAGCGGCAAUCGUGUGGGGUGGAGAAAGGGAUGAGGGCAGAGAGCACCCACGCUUGCGCCGAGCCGGCGCGUGCGCCUGCCGCUAGUUGCACAAGCGGUACCAGCCGCCGCAGCAGCGGUGGGGUCGCGGCUACUACGCGGCUGUUAGUGAAGGCGCCAAUACGGCUGUGUGCCCCGGCCGCUGCCGCUGCUAAUAGCUUUGGCUUCCUGCUGUGCAACGCUGAUAAGAAGUUAGCGCGGGGCUCAGUGGCUUAGUCAGCAAGCAGUCAGAUGGCUGCGCCGAGUAGAAGUGAGAUGCAGCAGAGGGGUUUUAAGGGGCUACGAGCAAGUGCGUCGGCGAUAUUACCUGUGCGUGCGUGCAUGCGCGCUGUAGCAGGCUGUAGGAAGGCACGCUUGCUGUGUAGAGGCUGCACUGAUUGCACGACUGACUGUGCGCACUGGUCGCAUCAGGUGUGUGCCGUACGUGUACCACAGUGUACCAUACCGGUAUGUGUAGCAGCUCACACCAGUGUGGGCACUUAUGAGUGGGCAGCAUGGUGCAGAACGGUAUCAUAGAUUGGGCCAGAUUGGGUGGCGACCAUACGCUGUUCAAGGAUAUGUUCAUGAGGUUAGAUGAGGCCACCACGCACCCAGACCUGUCUAACCUACUGUCAGGUGGGCUCCCCGACACGUCGCAAUCUACGGUAUCUCACAGUCUCCAUGUGUUCUGAGCUUUUGCAACCUACAUGUAAACCUGAAUAUAU
This is a messenger RNA of Chlamydomonas reinhardtii, 1638 nucleotides long. RefSeq lists its product as uncharacterized. The transcript is spliced from 3 exons. Lineage: Eukaryota; Viridiplantae; Chlorophyta; Chlorophyceae; Chlamydomonadales; Chlamydomonadaceae. The coding region runs from base 188 to 628 and encodes 146 amino acids. The record is from RefSeq and is a predicted model, not a curated record.